Chinchilla lanigera (long-tailed chinchilla) is the source of this 3203-nucleotide messenger RNA. It is a transcript of the gene Ccdc146, whose product is annotated as coiled-coil domain containing 146. Lineage: Eukaryota; Metazoa; Chordata; Mammalia; Rodentia; Chinchillidae. The coding region runs from base 1 to 2871 and encodes 956 amino acids. The record is from RefSeq and is a predicted model, not a curated record. The transcript has 18 exons. Gene Ontology annotation, cellular component: cytoskeleton.
AUGGGAGACAGCUCCACAGACACAGAAAAGGAGGAGGAAGAGGAGGAAGAUGAAAAGUCUAAAACAGACAUUGGUUAUGCCAUAGUGCCCACGAUUAACAUUCAAGAUGAGCGGUUUGUUGAUUUAUCUUCAACUCCAGCUUUCCUUUGUCUGAAUGAGUUACACACUAUGGGAAAACUUCCUGGGACCAGAAUGGCGGAGUUGAAAGCCAAGUACACGUUGCUGCACGACACGGUGAUAAGCACCCAAGAGUCUGAGGUCCAGCUGCUGCAGAACGCCAAGCGCUUCACCGAGCAGAUCCAGCAGCAGCAGCUCCACCUGCAGCAAGCAGACGGUUUCCCCGAGGCACUGUCCACCGAGGUCUCCAAAAUGCGGGGGCAGCUGCUCAGGUACCAAAAUGAAUACAACGCCGUGAAGGAGAGAGAGUACCACAACCAGUACCGGUUAAGCAGCUUAACGGAAGAAAAGAACCUCAUAUUGCAGGAAUUUGAGAAGAUACCUAAGCCAGGAGAGAUGGAGAAGAAGAUGAAAAUGCUGAGAGAAAGCACUGAAGAAUUACGUAAAGAAAUAAUACAGAAGAAAUUAGAAAUUAAGAACUUACGGGAAGAUUUGGCAUCUAAGCAAAAGCAGUUAGUCAAGGAGAAGAAGGAGCUAGAAGAAGUGUUGGAACAUCAAGUUGUCCUGAAGGAUGAAGUGGUCCAACAUCAAACCAUUCCUGUACAGAUUGGAAAGGAGAUAGAAAAAAUAACACGCAAAAAAGUAGAAAUGGAAAGGAAAAAAAUUGUGUUGGAAUACGAAGUCAAAGAGCUGAACAACUCCCUAAAGAAAGUCGAAAGCAAAGUGAGCGCUCUAGUGGAGGAGAAGGAGGAUGUCAUGAAGGAAGUUGAAGGCAAGCGAGCCUUACUGGAAGUCAGAGAGCGGGAGUAUAACCAGCUGGUCAAGCUUGUAGAAUUAACCCGGGAGAACGAAGCUUCAUCACUCACUGAAAGAGGGAUCUUGGACCUCAGUUUACGAAACAGUCUCAUUGACAAGCAGAACUACCAUGAUGAGCUUUCUCACAAGCAGAGAGAGAAGGAACGAGAUUUUCGAAAUUUAAAGAAGAUGGAGCUCCUCUUGAAAGUGUCCUGUGAAGCCCUCACGCAGACUCAAGCCUUGCAUCAGAGGCUUCUGUUAGAGAUGGAAGUGAUCCCUAAAGAUAAUGCUGUGUUAUCUGAAAGAAGGCGGGAGCUCCACAAGGAAGUUGAAGUCGCUAAGAGGAAUUUGGCCCAGCAGAAAGUUCUAUCAGAAGCUGAGUCGAAGUUAGUAGAACAACAACUUGCCGAAGAAAACAAGCUUUUAAAGGACCAAGAAACCUUGCGAAAUUUGGUAUUCAAUCUUGUCCGUGUGAUAAAAGUCAAAACUGAUGAAAAGGAACAAAAGUCCAAGGAUUUCUUGAAAGCUAAGCAAAAAUACAACAACCUCGUCAAGGAAAUCAAAGCGAAGGAUCUGGAAAUCAGGGUACACAAGAAGAAAAGACGUGAAAUUCAUCGGAGGCUCAAAGAAUUUGCUAAACUGUAUGACGCAAUUCGAAAUGAAAGAAACAAGUUUGUUAACCUACUGCACAAAGCUCACCAGAAAGUAAACGAAAUAAGAGAAAGGCAUAAGAUGUCACUAAAUGAGCUGGAAAUUUUAAGAAGCAGUGCGGUGACUCAGGAAAGAAAGCUACAAAGCAGCCUGCUGAAGCAGGCCAACAACAUUACCAUCAGAGAGAGCAUGCGACACGAUGUAUGCAAAAUUGUAUCAAAAGUUCAGGAGAUGAAAGAGAAGAAGGAGAGGCAAUUGAACAACCUGGACAGACUGGCGCACACGAUCACUGUGAUAGAGGAGGAGAUGGUGCAGCUUCGCAAAAAGUACGAGAAAGCGGUCCAGCGGAGAAACGAAAGUGGUGUCCAGCUGAUAGAGCGGGAAGAGGAAGUGGCCAUUUUUUAUGAAAAAAUAGACAUCCAAGAAAAGCUGAAACUAAAUGGGGACAUUGAAAUACACACCCUGGAAGAAAAGAUCCGGUUCCUGAAGUUGAAGAUUGCAGAGAAGCAAAGACAGAUUCUCGUGUCACAGAAAUUACUGCCAGCGAAGAGAGCCCUGGACGAGGAGCUCGCCGUCCUCCAGAUUCAGUUUUCACAGUGUACGGACAGAAUAAAAGACCUGGAGAAAGAGUUUAUAAACCCUGAGGGUAAGAACAGAACCCGCCUUCUUCCAGGAAAAGAUCUGACCCAAGAGGAAAUGAUCAAAAAAUUAGAUGAGCUGGAACUACUGCUGGCCAAGAAGGAGGAGAAGUUACUGGAGAAGGAUUUCAUCUAUGAACACGUCUCCCGGCUCACAGACCGGCUCUACAGCAAAACUGAGGCCUGCAAGCUGGACACACUGCACUUGGCCAAGAAGAUGAACGGCUAUCAGAGAAGGAUCAAAGAUGCUACAGAAAAAAUGAUGGCUCUCAUUGCUGAGCUGUCCAUGCAACAAGCCUUGACCAUUGAACUCCAGAAGGAAGUCAGGGAGAAGGAAGAAUUCAUCUUCUCUUGCAAUUCUAGGAUAGAAAAGGGUCUGCCGCUCAAUAAAGAGAUUGAGACACAAUGGCUGAAGGUUCUUCGAGAUGAAGAGAUGUAUGCCUUGGCAGUGGCUGAGAAGUCCCGGGAGUUGAUAGAAACAGAGAAUCGCCAGCUGCCCAAUGGCAUUUACACAACGGCGGAGCAACGUCCGAACGCCUACAUCCCGGAAGCAGAUGCUACUCUUCCUCUGCCAAAACCGUACGGGGCUCUGGCUCCAUUUAAGCCCAGCGAGCCUGGAUCCAACAUGAGGCACAUAAGGAAACCCGUUAUAAAGCCGAUCGAAAUCUGACCGUGUGACCUGGUCCAGGCUCCUCAGAGAGAAGAUACAACCAGGCUUCUUCGUACCUACACCUGGAGAAUGUCAGCACGACACUUCUAACAUUCCAGACAAAUGAGGUACAGUCAACCACAGGGUGUAACACCGUCUGGUGUUAUCGUCACCAGCUACUACCUUUAUGUGGUUCUCAGUAGGAUGUGGAAUCGUCCUACAGUUAUGUGAAAGCAUGUAACUGAAUUGCUCCUGUAACUCCUUUCCACUGUUUGUGCUGACAUUUGGAAAUAUAUAGUAUGCAAAGUUCUGUAAAAGUGCAGAGUAAAUAAAUUUUCAGUGAGGUGCAGAAA